Messenger RNA from Knipowitschia caucasica, 1146 nucleotides. The record is from the annotation of a GenBank genome assembly. Lineage: Eukaryota; Metazoa; Chordata; Actinopteri; Gobiiformes; Gobiidae.
AUGUUAACUACAGCAGAGUGGGACAGACUGCAGAGGCUCCAGACCCUCCUUCUACCAUGCAGAUUUGUGACUGAGCUCCUUGGGGGUGAGACUUAUGUCUCAUGCUCUGUUGUGAUACCUGCUCUCAGCCACCUGACCCACACCAUGAAAGUCUCUGAUGACGACCCAGACUAUGUGGUGAGGUUCAAGGGUGCCUUUAAAAAGGACCUGUCUGAAUGCCAAGAUACACUCAACCAUGAAUGGCUCAGGGUGGCUACAGCACUCGACCCACGCUUUAAGGACCUAAAGUGUCUACCAAGAGGAGAGCGAGGACAGGUGUGGACCAGCAUUGAGGCACUGCUGCGAAAAGAUCCAGACAUAGCUAUUCCAGAACCCACAGAGGAGCCAGCAAGGAAGAGGAGCCUCCUGCGGUUUCAUUCAGACUCUGAAUCAGAGGAUGAGGGUGAAGAGGGGCUCAGCGGUGCUCUGACCCGCUACAGGGCAGAGCCCACCAUCAGUGAGAUGGGUUGCCCACUGCAGUGGUGGUCCACUCAUGAGGGAGCCCAUCCACAGCUUUCUGCCCUGGCCCGCAAGUAUCUGGGCAGCCCUGCCACUUCUGUCCCUUGCGAAAGACUUUUCUCAUUGGUAGGCGUUCACGUGAACAAGCGCUGUCGUGAAAAGAUUACACAGAUGCUGUUCAAGGAUGUUAAAAACGCUGCCCAACUCAGGCAAAGGGCCGUAGAGGGGAAAUUCAAUGGAGCAUUGAUCAGUCCAACACUGGUGGUGAGCCCCUUUCAAGUGUUGGUAGCAGUAAAUAAAGCAGUGCAUUUACAAAAUAUUGGUAAAAUGAAGACAAGAAGUCUAUAUUCAGAAAUCAUAUUCAAUCUUUCACCAACUAAUAAUAUCUCAGAGGCCUUCAAGAGGUUUGGUAUUUCUGAUGGAGACUGCUCCGUUUUAAUAGUUUUGGUUCAUAAGCAGAAUGACACUCCAUCUUUGUCAGACAUCGUGAGCCAAGUUAAUGGAGAGCAGGUUCCAGUUCAGGAUCUAUCUUCACUCUCAGACGCAACUAAAGUCAAAAAGUUCUUUAAAAUAAGCCCACAGGAGGAAAAAAUUGGGACACUGUUGGAUGCGAUUGUGUGCAGAAUGUCCAUUAAAGAUGUUCUGUAA